This is a messenger RNA of Biomphalaria glabrata, 3692 nucleotides long. RefSeq names its product RNA polymerase II subunit A C-terminal domain phosphatase-like. The transcript has 6 exons. NCBI's taxonomy places the organism in Eukaryota, Metazoa, Mollusca, Gastropoda, Planorbidae. Bases 474 to 2846 code for a protein of 790 amino acids. Gene Ontology annotation, cellular component: nucleus. The record is from RefSeq and is a predicted model, not a curated record. Gene Ontology annotation, molecular function: RNA polymerase II CTD heptapeptide repeat phosphatase activity.
ACUUUGCCAAGUUGUUACUUUUUUAGGAAAAUUUGUACAAAUUAAAAAAAAACUACAAAUUUUAUGCUCCUUCUUCCCUAGCGCUAUUAGAGCAUUGAAUGGGUUGCCUGAGCUAGCCAGGUAAACCAGUGACUUGGCAGAAUUUAGGUCAUUGGUUAAUAUGCAUGGCUAAAUGAAUGGCGCGUAGGACGUAAUCAUCUUUUUUGAAGUAACGUAUACAUGUACUAUAUAUAAGAUAAGAUAAGAUUUGUCAUUAUCUAGAACUAGAUCACUUGUUUCUUUACAAAAUUAACUAAAAGAGCCUAGAUCUACAUCUAAAUUCUAGAACCGUAUCUAAAUUAGAUGAUCAGUCACCAAGGUGAAAGUCUCUAGAUCUAGAGUAUUUGUUUCGCUAACACGGCUAUGAUGCAGACAGUGAUGUUCUCCUUGUUCUACAACCCCAGACUGAUAACUUGUGCACGCAUCCGACUAUCAUGAAAGACAUGUGUGCAGAAUGUGGGGCAGACCUACGAAGUGAAAAUGGUUUAGCUGGGGAUAGGAAGAAAUCUGUAGCUGCAUCUGUUGCUAUGGUUCACAGUAUCCCAGAACUUAUAGUCAGUCAGGAGCAAGCCAUGGAAAUUGGUAAGGAAGAUGAGAACAGAUUACUUCGUCAAAGGAAACUAGUCUUGCUGGUAGAUCUGGACCAAACUUUAAUCCAUACAACUAAUGACAACAUCCCUCCAAAUUUAAAGGGAGUUAAGCAUUUUCAACUCUUCCAUGGCAAAGAUUUCAUGUGGUACCACACCAGAUUUCGCCCAUUCACACAACAGUUCCUGGAAUCUGUGUCCAAGAUGUACGAGCUGCACAUCUGUACCUUCGGGGUCAGACUGUACGCACACACCAUUGCCAGGCUGUUGGAUCCAGAGGAGAAAUACUUUUCACAUCGAAUACUAUCUAGGGAUGAAUGCUUUGAUGCCCUUUCAAAGACAGCCAACCUUAAGGCACUGUUCCCUUGUGGUGAUAAGAUGGUAAGCAUCAUUGAUGACAGAGAAGAUGUCUGGAACUUUGCCCCCAAUCUCAUCCAUGUCAAGCCUUACAGAUUUUUCCAGGGAACAGCAGACAUCAACGCUCCCCCUGGCCUCAGUAAGUCCGAGCAUGACAGUGAGCCCAUCGUUCACAAAAUUGUGGAACACUCUGAGGUCAACAAGUCUUGUGCUGACACUAAAGCAGUUGUUGAAGCUGCAAAGAGUGGUGAUGACCAACCUGCUUCAGAUGGAACCGAAAUUUCAUCCUGUGAUAAGUCAUGUGAGAAAGCACCAGAGGUUGUUGCUGAACCCUGUGAUUGUCUUACACCAUCGGAGAGUGCGGUUACUUCAGAUGACGUUGAGAUGACCGAACAAGCAGCUACAGACGUCAACAUUGUCCAGUCUGCUGAGGCCAGCAGCUCAGUUGGCAAAACUGAGACAACUCCAUCGCAUGAUCAUUCUGAAACCAAAAACGAAGAGUUUGCGGUUGACUCUAAAGAAAGCCUUCUAGUCCAAGAAACAAUUGAUAGCAAGGGAGAUAAGUGCAGCACUAAAGAUGAUAAAUCUGAGACCAAUACAUCUGAACAGUCAGCGCCAGCUUCGAGGGAGACAAUGCCUUCUGAGAAGGAUGAUAGCAUUGAGUGGGACGAUGAAGAUGAUUACCUCCUUUAUCUGGAAGAGAUACUGACACGAAUCCACAAAGCUUAUUAUGACAUGUACGAACAGACUCAGUCCAAAGGUGUCUCAGAGCUUCCAGAUUUGAAGAACAUAAUUCCCUACGUCAGAAAGAAAGUUUUGAAAGGUGCAAACAUUGUAUUCAGUGGACUGUUUCCUCUCAACAUGCCGGCAGAACAGAGCCGAGCGUACAUUGUGGCCAAAGCUCUUGGAGCUAACAUUCAGAACGACAUUAUAUCGAAGAAGUCUAAAGAUGGCAGCAGCGGCGAGGCUACGACACACUUAGUGGCAUCUAAGCCCGGCACAGGGAAACAUAAGCUUGCCCUGAAGACUAAAGGCAUACACAUUGUGUCUGGAGACUGGCUCUGGACAUGCAAUGAACGGUGGACAUGGGUGGAUGAAAGGUUAUUUCCCUUGGGGCUGAAAGAGGGGAAAACUACCCCAAGUCCAGACACCAGCAACGGCUCCAAAAAAAAAACUUCAAAAAGAAAAAAUGAAGUAGAUAUCGACGCCGGUGACAGUGACUGCGUCUUUGCAGAAUGUUCCAGUAGUAACAGUAAAAAACAAAAGAUAGCCGAUUCAGAAACCCUUAGAGAGGUUUCUAUGGAGCCGAGCACCUCGUCAUUCUAUGAGGAAGCAGAGCCCCAGAGAGAUGUCACUAUGGAGCCAAGUACUUCGUCAUUUGACGAGGGAGCCCAAGUCCAGUCCAAGUCUUCCUUCGCCACAAGUUUUAAUCCUCUUUACUCCCUGUCUGAUGAGGAUUUGGAGUUGAUGGACAAAGAAGUGGACGAACUGAUGGGGGAGGAUGAGGACAGCUCGGAGGAGAGCGACAGCGAGCGGGAGGCUCGUCUGAGGAAAGAAGUUCUUGGCAAGAGCCAGGAAUCCGACUCUGACUCAGACAGCUUAUCAGGGGACCUCCCUCGGGGCUGGAAGCUGCACAGGAAGUCCUGCUCCCCAAAGAAAGACGAGCAGGAAGAAGAGAGCCAGAAAAGAUCCGACGCUGAAGAUGAUGAUGAAACAGAGAAUGAACUGGAGCGCUACCAGAAGAACAUUGCUGCUUUUGCGGAGAAAGAAAGUUCCUCAGACUCCAGUGAAAGUGAGCAGUCUAUUGGCUCUGUGGAUGACGAGAUCGCAGAAGCAGUGGAAAAAGAAUUCUUGGGGACCUGAAUCGCCCACAGUGUUCUAGUUGUUAUGUUUUAUCAUUUCUAUACAGCUCAACAAUUGUACAAAGAAUUCGAUACAAAUAUGAAAUUAUCCUUUUUUUUUUUUUUUUUUUUUUUUUUUUUAAUUUUUAAUUGUUCAAAAAAGGAAAGUACCAGUACUCGUUUCAGACCUUGCUAUUAGACAGAUGUAAAGGUCAUCCAUUUCUAUGGCUGAUGGUUAAUGAGGGUGUUAUGUAGCCAGAAAAUGAAGAUUUGCCUUUACUUUCCCCAGCUAAUUUCACAAUAUCAUUAGACUAUUAGAGAUAGUGGACUUAAAAAUCCUGAAAUUCAAUAUUCCAUUUAGAUUUUAAAAGAAGAAUGUUAAGAAAGUACAUUGCAUCACUACUAUGAAGAAAUGAUAACUCGAAGCAGCAAGUGUUUUAAAAAAAAAUAUAUGUGAAAUGAAAUAUAUGAAAAACUCAGAAAAAAAAUGGUAUAUAAAAAAAUAAUAAAGUUAUCUAAAAAAAAAACCAUAUUGUCACAACAUUGUUUGAUGGCCAGUGACAUGAAUUGGUUAUGAAGCACUAGAUCCAUUUGUUUUAUGAAGAGUAUGAGGUCGCACGUGAAAAUCAAAGGGGCCACAUUGAAUUGUGGGAUAUUAAUCCCAUGGUCUAGUAGUAGACCCUAGAGAUAUAAUAGACAGACUUGUCUUGUAUUUAAGAUGAAAGUAUUAUUAGCUAUGUGUUUGAUGAAUUCACUUGGACUAUACUAUUGUUUUAUGUGAUGUAUUCUACGCUAUUUCUUGACGGCUGAAGUUGCCAAUAUAUUAUAAAAUUGUUAUUUUUUGUGUUAAAUAAAACCAUGUCUGCUA